Molecule: messenger RNA, 1848 nt
Organism: Stegastes partitus (bicolor damselfish)
Lineage: Eukaryota; Metazoa; Chordata; Actinopteri; Pomacentridae
Product: E3 ubiquitin-protein ligase TRIM39-like
Exons: 7
Molecular function (GO): protein binding
Source: RefSeq, a predicted model, not a curated record
AUGAAAUCUCCAACAGAGAUGGAGAAACUCCUACACCCAGAUCCGUCUCUCCAGUUCGUGGUGGAGGUGGACGCCUCUGAUACAGGAGCAGGGGCGGUCCUCUCCCAGCGGGAUCCUACAUCCCUGCGCAUUCUUCUCCCGCCGCCUCAGUCCUGCAGAGAAGAACUACAACAUGGGAAAUCGCGAGAUGUUGGCGGUGGUUCUGGCACUCCAGGAGUGGAGGCAGUGGCUGGAGGGUUCCACCCAGCCAUUCCUGAACCCAUCGAUGAAGCUGCAUGACAACACAGGGACGAACUUCAGGAAACUCUGGAGCCCUUAAAGAACAAGUUGAAGGUUUCUGAACAAGUGAAAUUCACUCAAACAGCACAACACAUUAAGGUCCAGGCCCGACACACAGAGAGGCAGAUUCAGGAGCAGGUCAAGAAGUUUCACCAGUUUCUGAUAAGGGAAGAGGAGGUCAGGAUGGCUGCACUGAGGGAGGAGGAGAAGGCGAAGACUGGGAUGAUGGAGGAGAAGAUGGAGGCUCUGAGCAGAGACAUAGCAGAUCUUUCACACACAGUCAGAGCCACAGAGGACAAGCUGAGAGCUGAAGACAUCUCAUUCCUGCAAAACUACAAGGCUGCAGUGAAAAGAGUCCAGCGCUGCCUCCUGCUGGAGGAUCCACCGCCGCACUCAGGAGCUCUGAUAGACCAGGCCAAGCAUCUGGGCAACCUGAGCUUCAACAUCUGGAACAACAUGAAGGACAUGGUCUCCUACACACUUCUGAAUCUGGACCCAAACACUGCUGAUUCAAAAUUCAUCCUGUUGGAAGAUCUGACUAUCGUGAGUUUAGGAGAUGAACAGCAGCUUCCUGAUAAUCCAGAGAGGUUUGAAAAAUACAUCUGUUCUGUCCUGAGCUCUGAGGGCUUUAACUCUGGGACUCACAGCUGGGAUGUCGAGGUUGGAGACAGCAACUAUUGGUCACUGGGUGUUUUAGCCGAAUCUAUCCAGAGAAAAGGAAACAUAGGACCUGGAUUAUGGAGAAUAUUGUUCUAUAAUGAUAAAUACACAGCAGUCUCCCCAUCACAUCCCACCACUGUUCUCUCAGUGAAGAAGGACUUUCAGAGGAUCAGAGUGAAUCUGGACUGGAACAAAGAAAAGCUGUUAUUCUCAGACCUUGAUACUAAAACACACAUACACACCUUCACACACGCUUUCACUGAGAGGAUGUUUCCAUAUUUUCACACUGUCAAUAAAUUAAAGAUUUUACCAACAAAGAUCAAUAUUACUGUAGAAACAUUUGAUGACUUUGAUCAUCUGAUCAGUUGGGCGGGGCUGAUCCAGAGGAAGACGCUCCCGCAGCUGUGUCUCAUCUCCAUAAUCAACGUGCUGGAUAAAGUCACCUUCAACCUGUGCUCCAGCGCCAGUCGAUUGCCUACCCCAUGCCCUCUCCCCGCUCAAGUCUCCAUCCAGCCGUUUCAAGCUCUGCACACCAGCCUGCACACCAUCGACAUGGAUCUCACCUCCUUCCCUACGAGCACCAACACGAGAAACCACCGUCACCUGUGGCUCUCCCCUCACAGCCUGGACCCCGGAUCCCUCACCUGCCUCCUGAAUCGACUGACCAAGAAAAUGGACCCAACGAACCCCAGCACCGUCAAAGAAGCGCUCAACGCCCAAGGGAUCCUGCUUGGCAAACACGACCGCCUGUUACACAGAGUAAUGGACUCACUCGAGAGUCUUUCUCUGAAUGUCCAGGGAAUCGCUGCUCAGCUGGACCAACUGGCGGUUACCUGCACUGGAGCUUCACCUGAGCCCCCCCGUGAGUACUCCUCCUGUUCCUGCUCCCUCUUCUCCUCUGCUCCAUGA